AUCGAGCGGAUCACCGACGACGAUGACGAAGUUGCAGGUCGCGUAGCAUCGAGGAGCGUGCCUGUUAUCAGUAAUGAGGCCGUGAAAUCGAAAGUAACAUCGUCGAUAACGCGCGCGCGCGUGUGUCUGUGGGUGUGCAAUUUGUUUGUUUAUCUUUUCGCCUAAUUAUCGUUACCGUGUGUUUGUUUUAUUCUUUGUUCGUUGCCCCCGCUGUAUAGGAACAGUGACUAUCGAGUGACAAAAACACAAACUGCUGCUACAAGCUGCUACCGCCGAGUGCUGGUUGUGUGGUGGUGGUAGAACCGAACCGAGAAGCUCAUAUAACCUGCGUGCUCGGAAGUGGACGCGUACAGUCACCGUACGGGAACCGACACGGAACUUACUGGCUGCUAGUGGUUGGUGUCCUCACGACGUGAAACGACGUUGCUAAAAAUGUCCCACCUCAUAAUGAUUUGGUGUUUGGUGGUGCUGUUUGCGGUCACACUACGUGCCGUCAACGGACACCAGAGUUUACUGCUGAGGGCGACCACACCGUCGCAACCCAACACCUCCUGCAACGCCAAGGAACAGUGGUCGAGCCAACAACCGCCCAGGGUGUGCAUACAGGACGGGUGUAUCCUGGGCACGUUCAUGAGUGGCAUGAAACCGGUGGAAUCGUUCGAAGCCUUCCUCGGCAUACCGUUUGCGGCGCCACCGAUCGGUGAACUCCGGUUUGCGAACCCCAUGGUGAACCGGCCGUGGAAGGACGUGAUGGACUACAAUGCCUCGCACGAGAAGCCAAUGUGUCUCCAGCGGAAUGAUCUGCUCCCGGGCUCACCGGUCUCGGGGAGCGAAGAUUGUUUGUACCUCAACGUGUACCGGCCGAAGGUAUGCAAUGACUCGCAGCAGAUCACGUCAUUGCCCGUCAUGGUAUACAUCCAUGGCGGAGGUUUCUUCUCCGGCACGGCCAGCCCUUUGGUGGUGGGCCCCGAGUAUCUGAUGGACACGAAGCGCAUCAUUCUCGUCACGAUCCAGUAUCGGCUCGGUGUGCUCGGUUUUCUGUCCACCGGUGAUUCGGCCGCACCGGGUAACGUCGGUCUGAAAGAUCAAACACUAGCGCUUCGAUGGGUCCGGCAGAACAUUCGCCGUUUCGGGGGCGAUCCCAACUUAGUGACGAUCUUUGGUCAGAGCGCUGGCGCUACCUCCGUGCACAUGCACAUGAUCAGUCCGCUAAGUCGCAAUCUGUUCCAGCGGGCCAUCACCAUGAGCGGUAACUCGCUGGUACCGUGGAACAUUCCUACCAAAGAUCCUCUGGCGUUGGCCCGGGCGACUGCCGCCGUAGUGAACAUCGAAAAGCCCGAUCAACUGUCCAGCAAAGCGUUGGUAGCGAAGCUUCGCAAGGUUCCCGGUGAGCAGCUGGUCGAAAACAACAAACUACUUAAGAGCUGGUCCAUUGAUCCAUUGACGCUCUACCGGCCAGUGGUUGAACCGAAGGAUGCUCCAGGGGCCUUCCUGGUGGAGGACCCGAAGGUCAGCUGGCAGAAUGGUAACUACCAGCAGGUGCCCUGGCUGGUAGGCUACGUACCGAACGAGGGAGCCGUACGGGCAUUGGCGAUCUUCAAGAACGAACAGCUGUUCCGUGAGCUGCAGAGCAACUUUAGUACCAUCUUGCCGAUUCUGCUCGAGCGUCCUCCAUCCAAGUUGCUGCUUGAGAAGGUUCGAGCACGCUUCUUCAAUGACUCGAACGAUUCCGUACCUAUCCGUAGCGAUCACCUGCAGGCAUUCACAGAUCUCUACACUGAGGCAGCCUUCCUGUACCCGACCCAGCUGGGUGUGAAGCAGUUCACCACGCAGACCAAUACGAACGUCACACCGGUCAGUGUGUAUCGCUUCGCAUACAAGGGUCGUUAUUCGUACUCGAGUCUCUUCUCUGGGGGUGAUACCGGGGAUUACGGUGUAGUUCAUUGUGACGAUCUGAACUAUCUCUUCCGAUCGCCCGCCAUCUUUCCUGAUUUCCCACCCGAUGCGCCGGAACUCAAGAUGGUUGAUCUUUUCGUUAACUUCUUCAUCGAUUUCGCCGUCAAUGGAAAAGCGAAAGCCCUCACGCCACAUCGGGAGUGUAAAACGGGCAACCAGGUGUACCAAUCGAUGGACUGUGAUGUGCAAGAGUUUCGCCGUGACGGUGAUGAGGUGCUGGUGAGGGCGAAAAAUGAACGCGACGAGGAUAUGUUUGCGUUCUGGAAGGACGUCUACUGAGAAGACAUUAAAAGGCAUUUUCAAUGUGGCUGCGGUGCGGCCAUCUAAACACCAAAGUGAGAUACUUAACAGACGAGUGACACAAAGGAGGCAGGGCAAAUUGUAAAAUACACUCCAGCGUAAUAGUAGGCACUUCGUUCUUGUUCGUACAAAUCAAAUCAGUCGAAAACAAAGUAGGUUAGGUUAGCUUGUUUCCGGGCAUCAAAUGGAUAGAAUGAAUGUAAUAAAAAAGGGU
This is a messenger RNA of Anopheles darlingi, 2470 nucleotides long. Its product is annotated as juvenile hormone esterase-like. The transcript has 6 exons. The coding region runs from base 433 to 2235 and encodes 600 amino acids. The record is from RefSeq and is a predicted model, not a curated record. NCBI's taxonomy places the organism in Eukaryota, Metazoa, Arthropoda, Insecta, Diptera, Culicidae.